ACGCCUCCGGUGGUGUGCCACUCUAACCACCGCACCUAGCUCGGGCAUCCAUCCACUCUCGUCCCCGUCCCGUACUUACCUGACUGAGCUCACUCACACACACGUACGAUGCCGAAGCCGUGGAGGCCGGUGCUGGCGUCGGCCACCAAGUGCUGCGCGGCGGAGGACGCGGCGGUGGCGCCCGACGGUCUGGCGCGGUGCCGGCCGCAGCAGUCGGAGCUGUCGCGGCGGCUGGCGUCCUUCAGGCGCCUCUCGUCGCUGGCCAACAGCCCGGUGUCCGCCACCGCCACCACGGUGGCGGACAAGGACGGCGGUAGCGUGAAGCAGGCCGCCUGCGGGGAGAUGGCGGGCCCGCUGCAGCUGCACUCGUUCGGCCUGGGCGAGCUCCGCGGCGUCACGCACGACUUCUCCAGCAACUUCCUGCUCGGGGAGGGCGGCUUCGGCGCCGUGUACAAGGGCUUCGUGGACGCCGGCAUGCGCCCGGGCCUCGACGCCCAGCCCGUCGCCGUGAAGCAGCUCAACGCCGCGGGGUUCCAGGGCCACCGGGAGUGGCUCGCCGAGGUCAUCUUAUUGGGCCAGUUCCGCCACCCGCACCUGGUCAGGCUGCUGGGCUACUGCUGCGAGGACGAGGAGCGCCUGCUCGUCUACGAGUUCAUGCCGCGCGGCAGCCUCGAGAACCACCUCUUCAGGAGUAGGAUCUCGACGACGACGCUGCCGUGGGGCACCCGGCUGAAGGUGGCCAUCGGCGCCGCCAAGGGGCUGGCUUUCCUCCACGCCGCCAACACGCCCGUCAUCUACCGGGACUUCAAGGCCUCCAACAUCUUGCUCGACUCGGACUUCACUGCGAAGCUGUCGGACUUCGGGCUGGCCAAGAUGGGCCCCGAGGGCGAGGACACGCACGUGACGACGCGCGUGAUGGGCACCCACGGGUACGCGGCGCCGGAGUACGUGCAGACGGGCCACCUGAACGUGAAGAGCGACGUGUACAGCUUCGGCGUGGUGCUGCUGGAGCUCCUGACGGGGCGGCGCGCCAUGGAGCACGUCCGGGCCCGCAGCGCGCACGCGGAGCAGCAGGUGAAGCUGGUGGACUGGACCCGGCCCUACCUCAGCGGCGGCAGCCGCAGGCUGCGCUGCAUCGUGGACCAGAGGCUGGCGGGCCACUACUCCGUCAAGGGCGCGCGCGCCGUGGCGCAGCUGGCGGUGCAGUGCACGGCGCAGCAGCCGCGGGACAGGCCGCGCAUGGCGGCCGUCGUCGAGGCGCUCGAGAAGCUGCAGGGGCUCAAGGACAUGGCCGUCGCCGUCGGCCUCUGGCCCGCCGGCGCCGCCACCGCGACUGGCGCCGGCAACCGGAGCGCCAAGGUCGUUCGUGCCGAGGUCAAGGGCGCCGGCGCAGCGUCGCGGCGGAGGAGCUCGUCGUCCAAGCUGGCUUGAAUCGUUGAUCGAUCGUCGAACAGGGCUGGACGUACGGUCGGAGCCGUGUAUCGGGGGGUUUGUUUGUAUAUAAUGUGCCGCGAGCUUGGCGUCUGUGUAUGCAGUCUAGUACGUAGUAGCUUAGGCGCGCCGAGAUUGGUGAGGCAGAGAUCAUGCAUUUCUCCAAUUCAUCACGCAUGGUUUUGCGAAACGAAGAUACAUACAACUUUUUUCCC
This is a messenger RNA of Zea mays, 1646 nucleotides long. RefSeq lists its product as uncharacterized. Gene Ontology annotation, biological process: protein phosphorylation. The record is from RefSeq and is marked validated. The coding region runs from base 109 to 1431 and encodes 440 amino acids. Gene Ontology annotation, molecular function: protein kinase activity; ATP binding. The transcript has 3 exons. Lineage: Eukaryota; Viridiplantae; Streptophyta; Magnoliopsida; Poales; Poaceae.